Messenger RNA from Bipolaris maydis ATCC 48331, 474 nucleotides. The record is from RefSeq and is a predicted model, not a curated record. Lineage: Eukaryota; Fungi; Ascomycota; Dothideomycetes; Pleosporales; Pleosporaceae.
AUGCAUCGUGUCGAUGAUGUCAAACCCAGGCCAUGGCAGGCCCAGCGCCCACCAACCCGUCUACGGCAUCCAUGGCCCCAGAUUGACCGCAGUGCUGCGCGGCCAUGUCCUGCAUGUCACCGCUUUGCUGCUCCAGCCGUGUCCAACCCGCUGUCGACGGCCUCUUGGUACGCCUCAGCUCUUGUUUCGCGGUGCUGGGCGCUGCUCCGUCCCAGCACACGCCUCGUCGGCAUGGGAUCAGAUGACGGCUGCCUCAAACGCAUUGCAGACAAGUCGUCCAAGCACCCCCAGAGCCCGUCUGUCCUUUGCAUUGGGAUUCGCCGGCCACUGCUCAUGCGCCACACCCAGCCCACACCCGCCACCGCCACCGCCACAUCGCCCCUCUACUAUCCGCGCCUUCCGCCUUAUCGUCCCACACUCGGACUCGGACUUGCUGAUAGCCCGCCGCCAGCUCAACAAUACCACACAUCCUGA